UAAGACUACAACAUGAAGCACAAAAAAGUCAAAUUUGUAAAUGUUCUGAAAUAUACCUACUUUCAAUAUUGAAUAGUUGUGAAAACAGUAGUGUUAAGAUCUCACAAUGAUCGAACCAGAGUUAUGGGGUAAAAACAAUGACUUGACUACCCUCGUCAAUAUUGAAUACCUAGAAAAAUUCAAGGACCUAAUUGUAUGGAAAGAAAAUGAAUCUAUUUUUGAAUUUGGAAUGGGGGAUGGAAGAAAUACAAAAGAGGCACUGUUACCCCGAUUGCCAAAAAACUUUAAGGAAUAUAUUGGAACUGAUAAAUCGGCAACAAUGAUUGACUAUGUUAAAACUAAUAUUUUAGAACCAAGAGCUACAUUUAUGGUAUUUGAUAUUUCCUCUGAUACUGUUCCAGAAGAAUUUGAAAAUCGAUUUGAUCACGUAUUUGGAUUUUUCGUAAUGCACUGGGUAAAAAAUACUAGACGCGCAUUUCAAAAUAUGCAUAAAUUAUUGAAACCUGGUGGCCAGUUGUUUCUAACAUUCGGUGAUGAAACUUCAGCCGAUCCUGUAUAUUUUGAUUUCUUAGAACAUCCCAAAUGGAGUAAAUAUAACCAUGAAUGGUUAAUUUCACCGUAUUUUGGUCAUCCGGAUCCAGAAAAUGAAUACAAAAAGCAACUUGUUCAAGCAGGUUUCGAGCUAUUUGAGUACCAAAGAGAAAAGAAAAUUUACAAAUUCCCCAAUGAAGAAUCAUUUAAAGGAUUUUGUCUUAGUAUAAAUCCUGUUCUAAAAGAAGUAUCCAAAGAAGAUUUUGAUGAGUACAAAGCAGAGUACCUGGCAAAAAUGACAAACAACAAACUAAAUUUUACAAAAAAAUGUUGUGAAACAGGAAAAAUUAUUUACCAUUCGGGUUAUGAACUAAAUGCUGUUUUAGCUAACAAAAAAUGACUAUAAUACUGAAAUUAAAUGAAAUUAAUAGUGUUUAAUAAUAUUCCUUUGUUAUAUCGUACUAUUCAAAUUAAAAUGUAUCAUAAAAUACAGAUGGAUAUUCAUAAAAUAACAUUUUCAAAUAAUUAGAACCGUAUAUAUAUUUUAAACAUGUAAUUAAAAGCUUUGAGUUAUUAAAAAGAAAUAAUUAAAAGGGUGAUGGUCAAUAAACGUAUCAGUAAUUUAUUUUUGAGUAUAACGAUGUAUGUUAUUAUGUGUUUGUUUAAUAAUAAAUUGUAAAAAAAAUAAAGGAAGAACAUUAAAAAUUUUGUUAAGUAUAAUAAGAAAAAAGUUCUGCAUCUUAAGUGUCCGUCAGUCUAUAAAGUCAGUAAUUUCUAAAUGUAUUUGUUUUAAACGGUUUUCGUUCAAGAAUUUGGAUGUCCAUCCAGCUGUUCUUUCUGACUCUCGUGUCAGAGAUGCUAAAGUAUUUGAGAUAGUUGAUGUAGAUAUUUGGAGUUGCUUUCAUCUUUCUCAAUAGAAAUAUUUUUGCAAACGUUUCGGCCGUUUGUUGCCAGAAGAGGGCGUCCUAAAUUUAUUUAUAAUGAUGACAGUUCCAAUUUUGAGAGGGCUUCUAAUGCUUUCAAACAAAUCGAUUGGAGUCUUAUUUUAUAGUACUGUUGUGUAGACAAGAUAGACUGGAGGUUAGUGCACCAACCGAUAGUUGGUGAGGAGGAUUUUGGGAACAGCUUAUUCGUAUAUUAAAAGAUUUAUUUCGAAAGACGUAAGGUAAGGCUUUCUUAGAUUUUUAAAAAAUAUUAUACUAAAGUAGUUCUAAAUACAACUGAAGAGUACAUGGGAAAAUAGAUCAGAGUCCAUUUUUGUUAAAAAUAACACCGCCAUCUUGUAGUUUUAUACCCAAUCAUCUUGCUGGUAUGGCAGGAGUUUUAAUAAAAUGAUUACAUUCUCUGUAUUUUACCUAAAAUUAAAAACUAUCCAGUCUUUAAACUUUGUUUUAUUUAUUCUGCCAAAAAGAAGUUUUUGUGACUAAUCAUUUUUCGUCAAAUUCCAUUUUUUUAGACUGUUUGAUAUUUUUAAAUUACUGACGCCGCUCCGUCUACUAGGCUCGUUUUUUAAUAAAAAUCAAUUUGAACAACAGCUAAGUCGUUCUAUAAUUUUUCUCCAGGCGACACACUCUCACAUACAUAACACACUAAACUCUGGAAUAAAUUCGCCGUUAAAUAAAUCAUUUGUAUUAGAAUAAACGCAAUAAUAUGUCCUUGGUUUACGACCCACCACUAAAAAGGAUGGAAUGCUUUUAGUAGAAUGAACUUUUCCAAAUGCGUAUCGUCGAUUUAGGUAAUAAAAAGACUCUUUUGAUAUUAUAUCGAGACGUAAAAAGCGUUUUUGUUAACGUUUCCAUGAAAAGAUUGUGAUUUGUUAAAAAUUGAAGGAAUGACUUUUUUUCUUUCAUUUGAAUGUAAAAAAUUGGAUAAUGUUAAUAGAAUAAUAAUCAACUAAUGUACCAAAAACGAAC
This is a messenger RNA of Psylliodes chrysocephalus, 2444 nucleotides long. NCBI's taxonomy places the organism in Eukaryota, Metazoa, Arthropoda, Insecta, Coleoptera, Chrysomelidae. The record is from the annotation of a GenBank genome assembly.